Cylas formicarius (sweet potato weevil) is the source of this 3875-nucleotide messenger RNA. Its product is annotated as retinoblastoma-like protein 2. The transcript is spliced from 16 exons. Gene Ontology annotation, biological process: regulation of transcription by RNA polymerase II; cell differentiation; negative regulation of G1/S transition of mitotic cell cycle. Gene Ontology annotation, cellular component: transcription regulator complex; nucleus; chromatin. The record is from RefSeq and is a predicted model, not a curated record. Lineage: Eukaryota; Metazoa; Arthropoda; Insecta; Coleoptera; Brentidae. Bases 493 to 3324 code for a protein of 943 amino acids. Gene Ontology annotation, molecular function: RNA polymerase II transcription regulatory region sequence-specific DNA binding.
UUGAUUUGGCGGGAAAUUGUUCUGUGUGCGUGUGUGCCUGUGUGUGGGUGAGUGUAGUAUGAAUUAUAUUUGAUGUAUCUCCACAAAAGACUAGUCGCAACACUUUCGAGGUGUACCGCAUCGAAAUUUCUGACCGACGAUUAAUUAAUUGAAAAGAUAAUUCAACGUAUUUACUAACAAACAUUUCGUUAGUUUGUGCAUUAUGUAGGUUAUGUUUUGACAGCUGUUCGGAUGUCCAGUCUGAGUAUUGGGUGAUAAGAAAUCAAGAAAAAACAAACCCGCCCAACUUGUAUACACAAAAAACAAUUCAAACCGAAAACCGAACUUGAAAUAUUUGAUCGUUGGCGCCAAAUUUACUGAAUUAUUUUUGGAAUCCACAGAUUUCUUGAUGCAGGUUCCCGCGUUUUGUAGGCGUUGUCCUAGGUAUUGUUUAAAAGGCACAAUUUUUUUGGGUUGACCGUGGUUGACCUGUUUUAAGAGAAAAAUAGAGAAAUGGUUCUCGCCGGGGAAAGAGAUGAUGAAUUAUUUAAAACACAUCAAGAUUUAUGCAGUAAACUUAAUUUGGAUGAAAAUAUAAUAACUACAUCUUGGGAGACUUUUGAGAGUAUUAACAAAAAGUUUGUUCUAGAGGGUGAAAAACUUCAGUGGUUGGGCUGUUCAAUUUAUGUAGCGUGUUGUAGCACCGAGACGCCUACUUUAGAUACUUCUGAAAUUGUAAGAGGCAGUGGAGUGAACUUAACAAGCUUGUUGAGGCAUAGCAAUUUAAGCUUUGUGCAGUUUUUCUCCAAUAUUUCCAAGUGGCUAGAUAUGGUGCAGCUUUCAGAUGACUUCCGUAAUAAAGUCAACAAUAUAAGAAGCACUUUUAGUGUCGCAUAUAACACUUUUAAGAAAUAUUUGCCAUCAUUUGUCGAAAUAUUUGUUUCUCCCAUUAUGAAUUCUCAAGAUAUAGAUGCAUCCAAACAUAGAAACAGGAAAAUGAGGCCAAUACCUUACACUUCAUUCAAAAUUUUUGAAUUUAUUUGGAACAUGUUUAUUCUGCUGAAGUCUGAAGAAAAUUAUUUGGGAACAGAACUUAUAAAGUGCCACCAUUUAUUAUACUGUUGCAUAGAUCUUGCCCUGAGGAAUGUUCUUAUGUCCAACCGACGAGAUUUGGUUAAUCCCAACUUUGUUCAGGAAUUUGCUAUUGCAAAUAUUGAAAAUGGGGAUCAGGAAUGGCCAUGCAUUGUCACCAAAUUCUGCAAUUGCGAUUCUGUCAUUAAAGAAGCCUUGCAUAUGAAAAUUUACACAUUUCGUGAUUUGGUUCACAAAUUAAUUAGAAAUGGGACAUUAGUCGGCAAUGAAGAGAGUUUUAAUGAUAUUUUAAGCGUUGAAAACUUUGAUAGCAAUUUUAGAUCUGUUACUAAAGCUUAUGAAGCUCAUUUACUAAGCAAGGGUGAUUUUGAUGAGAGAAUAUUUUUGGCUGAAUACAAACGACAGUUAAUAGAAAAAGAGCAGCUAUCAAAUAACUGGACAACUAUUAAAACAUUUCCUCCUGGAGACUGUGGUGAUACAUCAGUAAUGGAGUCACCAAGAAACAGUGUUGGAAUGGUCACUCCAAAUCAGUUACUUGAUACUCCACUUACGGGCCGAAAGUUUUUGGGCCCUCGAGAAGCAGAUCAACCUAUCUUAGGAGACAAAUCACUAUCUGAAAAAAUGAGUAGACUUCAUGCUCUCAUUGUUAAUCGAUGUGCUAAGCCCAGCGAAUCCCUACAGCAUCUAUUUAGUCAGUGUCAAAGUGAUCCAAGUGAACGAAUCGAACGAAUUCUCUUGACCAACAAUGAAAAAUUGAUUGAGGCGUUUUUGAACUGCGGCUGUUCCAAAGAAGAUGCGCAAAAUUACUUGGAUAUUGGCGUAACUCUUUUUUAUAAAUACGUCGAGUCUGUCCUGCAUACUGAAAAAAAUAUUUCGGCGGAAAUUUCGGCUUUGGUGGAAAAAGAUCUGUUCUUUCAGUGCAUGUUUGUCUGUUGUAUGGAGAUGGUAUUUUUUAGUUACAAUUUUUCAAAAAAAUUUCCCUGGAUACUGGAAACACUUGAAGUCAAACCGAUUCACUUUGUAAAAGUCAUAGAGCUAAUUGUUCGUUCCAAAGAUCAUUUAUUUCGAGAAUUAAUAAAACAUUUAAAUAGGAUUGAGGAAACAGUCAUGGAAAGUUUAGCGUGGAGGUCCGAUAGUCCCAUUUGGGAUGCGAUUGCAAAUUCUGACCAGGGUAUUCCUAGAUUUGAAGAUAUUGCACUUCCUGGUCACCUUCUACACAAUGACGUUGAUGAUACUGAACCAACAGCCAUAAGAUCGCCAGGUCUAUCUGCUGUGGAUUGUUUUCAGUCUCCUAUUUCCCAGGUCAGUAGGAAUUUGUUUCCGACGACAGCGCAAACGGGACAAUCUGUAUUGCAAAAGCACACGCAUUUAAUGAUCCCAGGAAAGGAUGGUAACAUGAAGAUAAUACCUAUUGUUGAUCCCGAGAGAACAAAAGAUGUUGUCGUCCAGCCUCUAAAAACUGAAUCUGCAACGGAGUCGGUAACACCUAGAAAAACUGGCAGUCUAAUGCUUAUUUUUAGAAAGUUCUACAAUUUGGCGGGUGUGCGUCUGCAGCAUCUUUGUUUAAAUCUGGGAUUCACUGAUUUUGAACUGAAGCGAAAAAUUUGGACAAUUUUUGAGGACUCAAUUCGACAUACCGACCUUAUCAAAGAUAGACACUUGGAUCAGUUACUCAUGUGUGCAAUAUAUGUAAUCUGCAAAGCCUGCAAUAUCAACAAUUAUGAAAAUCUCUUUGCGAUUAUAAUGAAGUUUUACAGACAGCAGCCCCAAGCGUCCAGUUCUGUCUACAGGGAUGUUUUGAUUGAAAGAGGAAAAAUAGAGGAUGGUAAGGCGAUUCCUGAAAAGAGAAAUGAUCUUAUUCAGUUUUACAACUCAGUCUAUGUCAAGGCGAUGCAGGCUUAUGCUAUUAGGUUCCAGCCAAACAGUAACUCAAAUAGCAACGUUCUUUUAAGUCCUUUGCCUGCAAUUAGAAGAAAUAUGGUCUCUCCAAAUAUUAACACGCAAGUCGUUGGAAAUGUAUUUGUGAAACCAUUAGAAAGCUCGGUAAUCCAAGUCGGUUCCAGUUAUAAUUAUUUUUUCAGCCGAAGCCCAUCUAAAGAACUGAAAAAUAUCAAUAGAGCAAUUAACAAUAACGUAAUUCGGGGCAAGAGGCUACUUGGUGAAGAUGUAUUAGAAAUGCCAAGCAAUAAACGAAUAUCAAAUAGGAAAAUUCAAUCGCUAGUAGAAGAAAGAAGAAGUCAAAAUUUGGAGUGAGGGGAUAAUUUUAGAUUGAGAAUUAUUUGUAAAUAUUUUUAAUAAUUAGUGUUCAUUGAGUUUCGAUGAUUUUAAGUGAGAUUAGUUUUGAUUUUUUGUAUUUUAAUUUUUCAAUAUUUAAUGAAUGUGGAAGGAGUAUUAUAAAUAAGAAAAGUUUCAUUGUUUUAGAACAUAAAUAUAAUUAGUACAUAUCCAUCAUCCCUUUAUAAUAAAAACAGCAGGAUUCUGUUUAGAAUAUACAUUUAUCUGAAUUUAAUAUUUGCCACCAAAUUAGUAACAAUUAUAAAGGGUUUCUGAUGAAAAUGUAUUAACAGAAUAUUUAGUCCAACAGUCGGUAUAUCAAACAUUAAAUUAUAGAAAAAACCACAUUGUAGGAAGAAUUGUGUGAUUACAUUUUUGUUCUAUUCUCUGAUAAAAUUCAAAUUUGAAUUUAUUCAAAACUAAUUUUUUGUUACAUAUGUGUUUUAUUAAUUCCACUUUGCGCAAUUGUGUUAUUCAAUUUAAGUUUCAGUUAGUCAAUGCAAUUUUUUAGAGAUUUUAAUAAACCCUCU